Molecule: messenger RNA, 523 nt
Organism: Mus caroli (Ryukyu mouse)
Lineage: Eukaryota; Metazoa; Chordata; Mammalia; Rodentia; Muridae
Product: epoxide hydrolase 1-like
Biological process (GO): epoxide metabolic process; arachidonate metabolic process
Molecular function (GO): epoxide hydrolase activity
Source: RefSeq, a predicted model, not a curated record
AUUAAGAGUCACUGCAUGGACGGCGCCCUCAGCUACCUGGAUUGGCUCAGGAAGUUCUCCCUGGAAGAUCUGCUGACUAACAUCAUGAUCUACUGGACGNCAGGAACCAUUGUCUCCUCCCAGCGCUUCUACAAGGAAAACUUGGGCCAGGGUGUCAUGGUCCAUAGACAUGAGGGGAUGAAGUUCUUUGUGCCCACUGGCUAUUCAGCCUUCCCUUCUGAGCUACUGCAUGCCCCAGAAAAGUGGGUGAAGGUCAAGUACCCCAAACUCAUCUCCUAUUCCUAUAUGGAACGUGGGGGCCACUUUGCUGCCUUUGAAGAGCCCAAGCUUCUGGCCCAGGACAUCCGCAAGUUCGUGUCCCUGGCUGAGCUGCAGUGAUGAUGCUACACACCAACCAUGGCUUUAGCAGCAGCCCUGGUUCCUUCUCAGUCACACUUAUGGAAGAUGUCCCCUUCCAGAGGAAUAAGUUUGUUCCCUGACCACACUGGGGUACCCAGACUUCAACCCCACAGAGUCCUCUCUU